AUGGCAUUUCGCGGCACAGAAAGCCCCAUGGAUUUUGAAUGGCAAGGCCACGGCCCUAUGGAUCCCACCUCUCCUUUCCAUAAACACAUCAUGGAUGCACAAGCGAAGAAGCGUACACACAGCGAAUACGAUUCUCCCAAGAAACCUGCCCUUCCCGCCUUGCGCGAACCCAACAACCAACCUUUCUUCUUUUCCAAUCCUCCCGCCUCUCCCUCGCCGGCAUCACCUUUCCGCGCGCCUUCGUUCACCACUCCUCGCAAGCCGUUCGACAUCGAUUUUUCUUCUGGACCAGAGAACUCCUCCCCACUCGAUCAGACGGAUAACGACGAUACGCCCGACGCCAAACCCCUCCCGAUUGAAUUUAAAAGCAGUCCCCGAAAGGCAGAGAACAAACGAAGCUCGUUGUUCGGUCUCUACGGCAGGUUUGCGGCGAGCCCAGGACGAGGAGAGAUCCGAAAGCCUCAUAGCGACGCCAUUGCCCGGCGCAUCCAGAAGAAACGCCGACGAGCACAAAAGUUUGACAAACAAUUGGUCUUGGGCAAAGUAGACCAGACCGACGACAGCGAAGACGAUACUCCCCCCAGCCCAUCCAAGCCGAAAGGACCUCAAGUCGAAGAAGUGGGCUGGAUUACGGGUCUGUUCACGUUCAUUCACACAUAUCCUGAUGCGCCUUCCAUCAUAGCCAAGUAUCUACAGGUCUUCUUCAAUGCCGCCAUUCUCGGAGGAUGUCUCUACAUGUUUUGGUCCUUCUACGCCACCAUCCGCGCCGAUGUGGACCGUGCCAGUGACGACGCAAUGGCCGAAGUGCUGGCCGAGAUGGCAAUAUGUUCCAAGAACUAUGUCGAGAAUCGAUGUGGCGCCGACACCCGACUGCCCGCUCUCGAGAGCAUCUGCAGCAACUGGGAGUUAUGUAUGAAUCGGGAUCCCAGCGCGGUGAAGCGGGCAAGAUUGAGUGCGCAUACCUUUGCAGAGAUCUUCAAUAGUUUCGUGGAGCCGAUCAGCUUGAAGACAAUGAUUUUCACCAUUACGUUGGUCGUGGUUGGGUUGGUCGUCAACAACGCGACAUUCACGCUAUACCGACGACAACAAGAGCAGCACCACGCGGGCAUGUACCGACCACCUUCAGGCUCAUACAUGCAUCCAGGACCGCAGGACGGACAAAUGGGUCAUUUUGCUUUGCCUCCCGGGACGCCAUACGGUCAGCCUUACGUGGGCUGGCACACGGAUCAGGGUUAUGCCGGUCAGCAACAGCUCGAAUACCAGCGAAGUCCGAGCAAGGAACAUCGAGCACGGAGUCGCAGCCCGGAGAAGAGGGUUCUUGCGUGA
Molecule: messenger RNA, 1326 nt
Organism: Capronia coronata CBS 617.96
Lineage: Eukaryota; Fungi; Ascomycota; Eurotiomycetes; Chaetothyriales; Herpotrichiellaceae
Exons: 3
Coding region: 1-1326 (441 amino acids)
Biological process (GO): lipid homeostasis; nuclear envelope organization
Cellular component (GO): nuclear envelope; nuclear membrane
Source: RefSeq, a predicted model, not a curated record